AUGCCGCCGCCACUGCUGCCGCCCGCCGAAGAAUCGGUGUUGGUGGCGUGGUCAUGUGCGGCGGCCGCUGGAACCCUAGCUUCACUGGGUGACCCUUCGUCGCUGCUACCGGUGAUGCCGCUGCCACUGCUGCCGCUCGCCGGAGGAUCAGUGGGUUCUAGGAAAGGUCGGGAAAGGUAUGCCCGGGACGGUGAUGAAUCUGUUCUGAGUCCCGAACCUGCUCUUAUCUGGUCCAAGAUGAGUACUGGGCUGCCUAUUGAAAUUUUUUCUUCAAUGAAAGGCCAUGCAUUUUCAUCGUUUUGCCGAUUAGACAUAGAUAUUCAUAGGAAUAUUCCUCACAUACAUGUACAUGAGAAAAGAGAGAAUCAUGAAAGGUGGCAUGGAGCUGAAAUUCAGAUUGUAAUCGAGGGAAACUGGACGACCUAUCGUUCCAAAAUAUUGCAUUACAUGCGUCAAAUGGCUGUCAUUACUCCAUAUGCACAAUUUCUAUUCAAGUUUCUGUCAGAGUCUCCAGACAAAAAUAUGAGCGUGAGGUUUGCUAGAAGGACAGAUAUAAUGCCGCCAGCUCCUCUUGAGACCAAGUACCUUCCUUCAGCAGUUGAUUUGCUUUUGAUAAAAAGACUUAUUGCUGAAACUUCAAAGCAGAAUCUUUUGCAGUUUCUUCAGCACGAAUUUGUGAACGUUGGGAAGUCCCAUGCUGAGCGUUUAAUUGGAGAAAUGGGUCCAGAUUUUACUCCCAAAAUGGCUGUGAAGUCUCUUACUUCUCAGCAAAUUGUUCGCAUCCAUCAGUUGUUCCGUCAAGCAAAGUUUGAUGAUCCCAGUGGUGAUUGUCUUAGUCCUGCUGGGGAAUAUAAUCUACGUUUAGGGAUCAUAAAGGAACUGCAUCCGGAUAUGGUUGCUACGUAUUCAGGAAGGUAG
Messenger RNA from Salvia splendens (bonfire salvia), 918 nucleotides. Its product is annotated as DNA topoisomerase 6 subunit B-like. Gene Ontology annotation, molecular function: nucleic acid binding. The coding region runs from base 1 to 918 and encodes 305 amino acids. NCBI's taxonomy places the organism in Eukaryota, Viridiplantae, Streptophyta, Magnoliopsida, Lamiales, Lamiaceae. The record is from RefSeq and is a predicted model, not a curated record. The transcript has 8 exons.